GAGAGGAGAAAAAAGCAUCUGUACUUUCCAAGAGCCGGAAGAAAUAUAACAUAACUAAGAAAACAUAACUAAAGGGAUGAGCCAGGAUAACCUAAGCUAACCGUAACUAGCAGAUUUAUCUAAGUCUGAACUGACUGACGUAACACUGAUCAGUAAUUCUAGAUUCAGAUAAAAUCACACAUUAUCCCACACAGAUGUGCGUGUCAAGGUGUCUGCAAUGCAUUGGUGUGUCCCUGGUUCCCAUGGCGAUCAUCUGCAUGUUGUCCAACGUUCUGCUGCUGCUUCCCGACUGGAAGAUCCACUUCCUGUUGGAGGGUCACGUGACCAGAGAGGCCACCUGGGCCACGGGUCUGUGGGGUUCUGGUUUCUUGGUUCUACUCGGAGCUCGAUCGUUUGUCCAGAGCAGCAGAACCCGAGGCUGCUGUGCUUUCAGGAGUCAGAUGUUUUGCCAGGUGCUUUACUCCCUCCUGGGGCUUCUGGCCUCCUGCACCUGCUCUUUGGUCAGUGCUACUGGUCUGUCUCAGGGUCCUCUCUGUCUCUACAAUUCAUCCUCUGGUCUUACCUGGGGGGUCCCUCUGCAGCCCCAACCUGACAGACACUCUGGGUACCUGUACAACCAAAGUCUGUGGUCAGGGGUCUGUGUGGAGCCUUGCUCCGUGGUUCAGUGGAACCUGGUCCUGUUUGGUGUGAUGGGGGCCACUAGCGCUCUUCAGGCCGUCAUCUGUGGCUUUAGUGUUUUGAACUCCCUGCUGGGGCUGAUCCUGGGUCAGGGCUUUUGCCACAACAAGGUUAGGACUCUCCUGUACCUGGGGGUGGGUAGUGUGUGUGUGGGUGUCAGAAUCUGAACAUGAGAAGCAAAGAAACUUUAACCCAACAGUAACAUCUCCUUAUUCCAAAGAGAAGUGUUCAGAUCGAAUAGUGAGAACCACGAGGCCCACUACCCUUAGACACCACCCGCCUCCGGAAGGUUGAUAGAGACUUUGCUGUCCUGUCGCACCUGUCCAGUUGUGAUGUUUUCUGAACCUACAGGAUGUUCGAUGUCCGGGAUGAACAUCACCUGUUUUGUGUUUCAGGUGAGACCAGUUUCCGUUUGAGACAACCUGCCUGGAUCUUCAUGAGAAACCAGCUGAGAAACUCCCAAAUAAAUUCAACGUUCUAAUUUAAAGCACUUUAAUCAGCCUCGUUACCUUGUAAAAUGUCAGACUGAUUUUUCUGGGUUUACCUCCUUUAAAGACGGGAAAGGUUUUUAGCUAGCUGGUAAUGUGUAUGAUAUUAUUAAUACAUAAUAUUAAUCUUUACAAAUAUUGUUUAUUUUCUUUUUUUUUGGGGGGGGGGCUGUGUUUGUUAAAUGUUAUAUGUGUGGUUAGAGCAACAAAUCAGUUGAUUCUGAUUGAAGAAGGUAGGGCAUCUCUUUCAUCACGUGUGAUUGUGUACUGUGAAUCUGCCGGCCACCACCAGGGGUCAGUAUUACUACCCCAAGGAUGGAGCCAUCCUCUUGCCCGGUUUGGCCCAAAAGCUGUAGAUGGGUCUGGUUUGGCCCACCCUCAGAAGAGAAAUGGGAGGGUGAACGUUCACUCAGACCAAGUCCGCCAAACUAGAACAAACCCUCCUGCCGGACUAGAAUCAAGCUCACUCAGGAAUCUUUUAAUUAUGUUUGUAAAAAUAAAAUUUUGUUUGACUUUUGACAAAAUGUUUAUCAAAUUUAUUUUAUUUCAUGUGGUUAACUUUAUUUUCAAUAUCUUAUCAUAUUUAAUAAAAACUCUCACAAGAAGUCUCCUGAUAAAUGAGUUGGAUUUACUGGUGAAGCUCAGUCAAGAUUCCAUAACACACUAAAUUGAGGAA
Molecule: messenger RNA, 1842 nt
Organism: Nothobranchius furzeri (turquoise killifish)
Lineage: Eukaryota; Metazoa; Chordata; Actinopteri; Cyprinodontiformes; Nothobranchiidae
Source: RefSeq, a predicted model, not a curated record